Messenger RNA from Oxyura jamaicensis (ruddy duck), 3281 nucleotides. RefSeq names its product EH domain containing 3 (gene EHD3). Gene Ontology annotation, cellular component: cytoplasm; plasma membrane. The record is from RefSeq and is a predicted model, not a curated record. The transcript is spliced from 6 exons. NCBI's taxonomy places the organism in Eukaryota, Metazoa, Chordata, Aves, Anseriformes, Anatidae. Gene Ontology annotation, molecular function: GTP binding; protein binding; calcium ion binding. The coding region runs from base 118 to 1725 and encodes 535 amino acids. Gene Ontology annotation, biological process: endosomal transport; endocytosis.
GAGCGGAGCGAGGCUGCUCGAGGGAGUAUGCGGGGGUAACGCCUGCCCGCAGCCCGUCGCACCGCCCCCUGCCCGGCCCCGGCUCUCGCUGCGGAGCUGGCUUCGGGCGGCCCCAAGAUGUUCAGCUGGCUGGGCACCGACGACCGCCGCAGGAAGGACCCCGAGGUGUUCCAGACGGUCAGCGAGGGCCUGAAGAAGCUCUACAAAACCAAGCUGCUGCCCCUGGAGGAGCACUACAAGUUCCACGAGUUCCACUCGCCGGCCCUGGAGGAUGCCGACUUCGACAACAAGCCCAUGGUGCUGCUGGUGGGGCAGUACUCCACGGGGAAGACCACCUUCAUCAGGUACCUGCUGGAGCAGGAUUUCCCAGGAAUGAGGAUUGGACCAGAGCCUACAACUGACUCCUUUAUAGCAGUUAUGCAAGGAGAUGUGGAAGGAAUUGUUCCUGGAAAUGCACUGGUGGUGGAUCCCAAAAAGCCAUUCAGGAAACUCAAUGCCUUUGGCAAUGCCUUUUUGAACAGGUUUGUAUGUGCCCAGCUACCUAACCCUGUGUUAGAGAGCAUCAGUGUCAUUGAUACACCAGGAAUCCUUUCUGGAGAAAAGCAGAGAAUUAGCAGAGGUUACGACUUUGCUGCUGUCCUGGAGUGGUUUGCGGAGCGGGUUGACCGCAUCAUUCUUCUUUUUGAUGCGCACAAGCUGGACAUCUCAGAUGAAUUCUCUGAGGUCAUCAAGGCCCUGAAGAACCAUGAGGACAAGAUGAGAGUUGUUCUCAACAAAGCUGACCAAAUAGAGACCCAGCAGUUGAUGAGGGUGUAUGGUGCCCUUAUGUGGUCCCUGGGAAAGAUUGUCAACACUCCUGAGGUCAUCAGGGUCUACAUUGGCUCCUUCUGGUCCCAUCCGUUGCUCAUCCCUGACAACCGAAAGUUGUUUGAAGCAGAGGAGCAGGACCUGUUCAGGGAUAUCCAGAGCCUUCCCCGCAAUGCAGCCCUAAGGAAGCUGAAUGACCUCAUCAAGCGGGCACGGCUGGCCAAGGUCCAUGCCUACAUCAUCAGCUCUCUAAAGAAGGAAAUGCCCUCCGUGUUCGGGAAAGACAAUAAAAAGAAAGAGCUUGUUAACAACUUGGGAGAGAUUUAUGCCCGCAUUGAACGCGAACAUCAGAUCUCACCCGGAGACUUCCCUAAUCUGAGAAAGAUGCAGGAUCAGUUGCAGGCCCAAGAUUUUAGCAAGUUCCAGCCUCUGAAGAGCAAGCUGCUGGAGACUGUGGAGGACAUGCUGGCUAACGACAUCGCCCAGCUCAUGGUGCUUGUACGCCAGGAGGAGUCACAGCGACCUACCCAGAUGGUGAAGGGAGGAGCCUUCGAGGGCACGCUACAUGGUCCAUUUGGCCAUGGCUACGGCGAAGGCGCUGGCGAAGGGAUUGAUGAUGCUGAGUGGGUAGUGGCCAGGGACAAGCCCAUGUAUGAUGAGAUCUUCUAUACGCUCUCACCUGUUGAUGGUAAAAUAACUGGUGCCAAUGCCAAGAAGGAGAUGGUAAGGUCUAAGCUGCCCAACACAGUGCUGGGAAAGAUAUGGAAACUGGCUGACAUUGACAAAGAUGGCAUGCUGGAUGAUGAGGAGUUUGCCUUGGCAAAUCAUCUCAUUAAAGUCAAGUUGGAGGGUCAUGAGCUGCCAAAUGAGCUACCUUCCCAUCUCCUCCCUCCAUCCAAAAGGAAAAUAACAGAAUGAAAGGAAGGUUGCAAGGGAGAGGGAAAAGGAGGGGAGAAAGAUCUAGAAAAACAUGUUUACUUAAAUUAUACCUUUAGAUGUGAGGUCACCUUUCAAUUUAUACCUAUUUUGCUGUAUGAAGAAAAAAACUAAAGCAGAACAAAAAAGUCCAAUCAUUCUUCAUGAUGAUAUGCAAUUCACUCUUCCAGUGUAAUGUCCCCGCUUUCUAAUGUGUAGUCUGUAAACAUGAAGGUGAAGAAAGGACACUGAGACUUGGAUAACCUGGUAAGCAGGAUAGAAGGAAAACCUCAAGUGGGCUGUAUCUUUUGAGAGUGGAAUUGGCACUAAUAGAAAUCUGCUAACCACCAGUGUCACUUCUAAGCUUUGACUGCACAUUGUGCUGUUUAUUGGUCUUGCAAACUUGAGACAGAUCCUUGAUAGCAAAGAAGAAACCACAAAAAGGUCUCCAAGCUGUUGGCCAAACUAAAGAGUACCUCCUAAUUAGUAAGAAAUUCCAAAUUCUGAAUCCCUGGGUUAAGAAUUUUAGGAAUCCGGUUCACUGUCAGAUACAAGUUCUACAAGCGUUUCCCUGUCCUUAAAAAAAUAAAGCAAUCUGAAAUGGCUCUCAAUUGGACAUCUUGAGUUCUUCAUUAUUUACUAUGGGACACGCACUAGGAAUUCCAAGCACCUGUACCUCUCAUCCAUUCCCUGGUGGUGGUUUAUUUUCAAAGUAUGGCCGAGAGAACAACCACCCUGAGUGAAACAGAAGGAGAAUGUACUAGAGUCAGACAUCAGGUGGGCUAGAAGGGGAGAAACCCAGGACUCUACCCCCAGGUUCACUGAUUGUUUCACAAGUGGAUAGUGUCUUCUCCUUCAAAAGCCUUUGAACAACGGUGGUGUUCAUCAUUCCUGUGAAGUGAUGUUUACUCAUUGAGUGCAGUGAAAGCUCCUAGGUCCCAUUCUUAUUGUAAAGACAAGAACACAGAACACGACACUGUCGGGUAGAUGGUCCAUCAUGAGAGCAGAGAACACAGUGGGCAGAGCAUGCUUCACUACCUGUGCCCUCACAAAUGUAACCUAAAUGUCAACAGCCUUCAUAUACCGUCCUCUUCACCACACAGUAACACUUUAUCCCCUUCAGAACCUCUACCCUGAGCCAAGAGACCUUCCCCGUCUCUUUAAUGCGCUAUAAAAUUUCUCCUUUCAAGACCCCAUUUUGGCAGAAAUACCUAGAUUUCCUAUUUUGUUUCACACGCCCAUGCACAGACACUUCUGGUUUUUGUUGUUGCUUUAAAGCAGCAUUUUGUUCCAAUUCCUGUUGUCACUUUAUAUAAGCUGAGCUCCUACUGUGAUGGAAAAAACAAUACAAGUAUAACUUAUUUUAUAUCUGUGUUCAUAUUAUAUAGAGAAAUAUAUUGUGUAUGUAGGAUGUGCUUACUGCAUUACAUUUAUCACUUGUCUUAAAAAUUAAUACAUUAACCAUUUUUGUACCCUAAUCCUAAAACAUUAUUAAAAAGAAAGGCCAGAUCUGUCUAUUUCUUUACAUAACAAGAUUAAAUACAGCUGAAAAGACAAAA